AUGAAAGAUAUAUAUGGAAAAACAGCUCUUCAUAUAGGAUCUAAUAAAAGCCCAGAUUUAAUACGUUUUUUAAUAUCAAAUGGAGCAGAUGUUAAUUUGAAAGAUAAUGAUGGACAGACUUUCCUCCACCAAAUUUAUUCUCCCUCCAAUCUGGCUGCAAUAUGGGGAGUGUUACUUACACAUGCUGUCGAUAUCAAUGCAAAAGACAAAAAAGGGUGCACUCCUCUUCAUUAUGCAGUAAUAAGGGGAUUGGUGAAAUUAGUUAAAUUUCUUGUUUCUCAUGGAGUAGAUGUCAAUUCAAAAGAUUUUUUGGGAUCGACACCUCUUCAUUACGCAGCAGAACAAUUUAGUUUUGAUAUUGUCGAGGUACUUAUUUCUAACGGUGCAAAUAUCAAUGAGAAAAACAAUAAAAAUCAAACUGCUCUCUCCCUUGCUAUUGAAUCACCACCUGAAUAUAAAAUUUAUUACAAUAAGACAAUUGAACUUCUUAAGUCGAAUGGUGGCAUAUGUUAA
Messenger RNA from Trichomonas vaginalis G3, 513 nucleotides. Its product is annotated as spectrin binding. The transcript has a single exon. Lineage: Eukaryota; Parabasalia; Trichomonadida; Trichomonadidae. The coding region runs from base 1 to 513 and encodes 170 amino acids. Gene Ontology annotation, molecular function: protein binding. The record is from RefSeq and is a predicted model, not a curated record.